Thlaspi arvense is the source of this 673-nucleotide messenger RNA. NCBI's taxonomy places the organism in Eukaryota, Viridiplantae, Streptophyta, Magnoliopsida, Brassicales, Brassicaceae. The record is from the annotation of a GenBank genome assembly.
AUGAAUAAAUUUGAUCUGAUCAUAAGAAGAAGAAAGAAGACUAUGGCAACUUAUUACAAAAGCAGUGGCUCAAGUGACAUUUACACCAGACCAAAUCUAGCCGAAUUUGUCCCUGGAAACGCAAUGAUCUACACGAAUCCUGCGAUUUCUUACUCGGAGACGUUUCCUGGAGAAGCCAACAUUGUCUCAGCUUCAAAAGAGAUUCAAGCUUCACAAAUGCUGGAGAUUCAAGAUUUUGGUUCUUGGAGAGAUCAAGAAGACACUGACAGAAACUGCUUGCCGGUGAUGAUGCGUCCCACCACAGGACAAGGACUGUCUUUAGGCCUCAGCUCGCAGAUCGAGACAUCGAGAGGCAAUAACGACGAGUAUGCAACACAAGUCGUUUCAGGGUUUACUCGAACCAUACACGACUCAAAUUAUCUCAAGGCUGGUCAACAGCUUCUUGAUGAAGCUGUUAAUGUUAAGAAAGCUCUGAAACAGUUUCAGCCAGAGGGAGACAAGAUUGAUCAAAAGAAAGAGAAGAACCUUCAAGAAUCGAGCAAGAAUCCUGAUAUACCUCAAGGAGAGAGACAAGAACUACAGAGCAAGUUGUCGAAACUGUUAUCCAUAUUAGAAAACAUCUCUCCUCUAUGCUCAUAAUGAUUCGAUCUCUUGGCAAUAACAUAAAUGCUGC